AUCCUGAUGUGAAAGCCGACUGCUAAACUGCCAAGCCAAUGUAGCGACGGACAAGUACAAACACAGCCUUUCAGAAGCGAGUCGCCGAUAAUGUCUGCUGCCAGUCUGCCAAAGUGCCUACUUUAAAAAAAAAACAAUUCCUUGACUGACCAACUCGAUCAUAACAGCAGGACGGGUGCAGUGUGAAUACCAGUGUUACAUGUUGGUGUUGUGUUCAUCAGGUGCUUUAACCUACAGGACAUCCAAUGGUAUUGAUUCAAAGCAACUUCAGGUUAUUGUGCCAUGGCCUCUAAGUCACAUCCUCCUCUAAUGAAGAAACACAGUCAGUCAGAUCUGGUGAGCCGGCUGAAGACCAGGAAGAUACUGGGGGUCGGAGGAGAGGACGACGAUGGAGAGGUGCAUAGGUCAAAGCUCAGUCAGAUGCUGGGGAAUGACAUCAAGUAUCAGGUGCGAGAGCCUGUUGGUCUAAGGCUUUGGAUCGCCAUCUCUGCGUUUGCCUUCACAGUUAUGGCCUUGAUGGCCCUGGUGUGUCCCAACCAGCUCUAUGAGGUGGUGUUUGAAGAAGAGAUCAGCAACACCAGCAUCUCCAUCAGGCUCUAUGGAGGAGCACUACUCAGUCUAUCCCUCAUCUUGUGGAAUGGUGUGUAUACACAGGAGAAGGUUAUCAUUCAAUGGACUCUGCUCAGUGAGGCAUGCUACUUUGCUGUCCAGUUUUUAGUUACGUCUGUCACCCUGGUGGAGAUGGGCUCGUUGCCCAACUCUGCCGUCCUCCUCCUCCUCAGCCGGGUGCUCUUCCUCCUGGUCACUCUCUUCUAUUACUACCACCUGGGGAGAGGACGAGCCAAGAAGAUCUGAGAUGGAGGGGAGGAGAGAGGACGAGCCAAGAUGAUCUGAGAGCAGGGAGGGGAGGGGACUGAGU
Messenger RNA from Oncorhynchus keta (chum salmon), 919 nucleotides. RefSeq names its product tumor protein p53-inducible protein 11-like. Bases 283 to 855 code for a protein of 190 amino acids. Lineage: Eukaryota; Metazoa; Chordata; Actinopteri; Salmoniformes; Salmonidae. The record is from RefSeq and is a predicted model, not a curated record. The transcript has 7 exons.